ACUCAGGUAUGAAACCCCGAUGCGCAUGCCCCAGGUAAACCCUAACCGUUCGAUAGAUACAAUCGAUGACUUUCAAUUCAGCUCGCCAAGUGUGUACACGUGUUUACGUGUUCGGAUGGCUAAUGCCCAACUUCGUUCGCCGGGGCCUGGACAGGCUACGCCGGCUCAUGACGAGAGAGAAAGCUCACCCGCAGAGGCGGUUGAGAGCGAUAAUACAAAGGUAGAUGAGUCAGAGGACUCUCAAUGUGAAGUAGACCAUAUCUCUGUGGCUGAUAAGACAGAGGAUGAUUUUAGACGGCAGUGUUCGUCAGAGCAAAUUCGGAAUGAUAAAAGUAAGUCCGGCGAUGUUUCUAUCAGAACACGCUCAAGCUCUAGAAAACGCAAGAAAAGCAAAACAUCUACUGAUUCAAGCUCAAGUUCCUCUAGUUCUAGUUCCUCUAGCUCCUCCUCAAGCUCUAGUUCCGAGUCUGACUCGGACUCUGAUUUAUUCUUAUGUUCUGAGAGCACAAAUUCUAAGCCAAAAAUCCCUAAAAAGAUUCUUAAAUUUGUCACCAAGUACGCAACAAAAGGGAUUAACAAAAAGAACAGACAGACUAUUGCUAAGAUUUGUCCCAUACCUCAUUCUAAAAAGCUUCAGGGCUUGUCUUUGGACAGAUUUUUAAAGAAAAUAUUUUUCAAGGGUAAAAAAUGGAAUGGAAAGUUAGAGAAAAAUAAAGUAAAUACCCAGAUGAGAAUUUUAGAUGCUUUAGGGCCACUUUCGGUUUUAUGGAGCGAGACAGAGCGAAUAAGCAAAACGGGCAAGGGCAUGGACCCCUCUGAUGUUAUUCAGUUUGUCCAAAGAGCGAUUAUGUUUGUAGGGAAUGCCCAUUUCCUUUUCAAUACGGAUAAGCGUAGGGCAGUGUUAGCUAAAACAAUGCCAGAAUCUGUAGAUGUGCUUUCUGAAAAAAGGUACAAGAAAUCAUUGGGAAAAUGUAAAAGUGAUUUAUUUGGGAAACAUUUUCUUAAACAAUUAGCGAAAGAUAACAAAGAUAAUAGAGAAUUAAAACAGCUAUUGUCUAAUGGCAGUGAUAAGAAAGUUUGGUCACAAACAAGACAGUUUUCUGACAGAAACCGCCAGUUUUUUCUACAGAGACCCUCAUCAAGCCUCCAGUAUGGGGGUCGCAGACAGACAGACAGGAGGCAGUUCACUCAGAAUCAGAGAUACACACAGUACCCACAAUUCAAGGGUCAGGGAGCAAACCAGAAAUAUACAGUGCCUCCCAAGAAAUCAGUCACUCAGUGAAUCAGGUGAGUCUAAAACGGGUAGAAUUAUCAGAGAUCGAACGGAAUCUAUCAAAAUUCCUGUUUUUCAAUGCUGUAGAAAUUCCCCAGUCAGUGCCAGUUGGGGGACGUGUAAAACAUUUCUAUCAGAAUUGGAAAGUAAUUACACGGGAUCCUUGGAUCCUUCAAUCAAUCAAAGGGAUAGAAAUUCCCCUAUUAUCAAAUCCUUUCCAGGGAAAAAUUC
Magallana angulata is the source of this 1504-nucleotide messenger RNA. RefSeq names its product pre-mRNA-splicing factor CWC22 homolog. NCBI's taxonomy places the organism in Eukaryota, Metazoa, Mollusca, Bivalvia, Ostreida, Ostreidae. Bases 20 to 1282 code for a protein of 420 amino acids. The record is from RefSeq and is a predicted model, not a curated record. The transcript has a single exon.